GCCGAGAGCCGGCGCGGCUGGGUAGCGGCGGCGGGUGGGCGUGCGGGCCCGGCGGUCCGGCUCGAGGGCUCCGCUCUCGGGGCCUUUGGGAGCCGCCGGAGGGCGCGGAGAGAGCUUAGGGCCCCCGUCCGCCGCCGCUCCCUGGCAUGUCGGCCGAGGCCUCGAGCCCGGCGGUGGCCGAGGCCCCGUCCCUGGAAGCCCCUAAGCCCGCGGGUCCGGAGCCGGGCUCCGCCGCUUACGGCCCGAAGCCCCUGACCCCGAACAGCAAGUACGUGAAGCUGAACGUGGGCGGCUCGCUGCACUACACCACGCUGCGCACGCUCACGGGGCAGGACACCGUGCUCAAGGCCAUGUUCAGCGGCCGCGCCGAGGUGCUCACGGACGCGGGAGGUUGGGUGCUGAUUGACCGGAGCGGCCGCCACUUUGGUACAAUCCUCAACUACCUGCGGGAUGGGUCCGUGCCGCUACCUGAGAGUACCAGAGAACUGGGGGAGCUACUAGGCGAAGCACGCUACUACCUGGUACAGGGCCUGAUUGAGGACUGCCAGCUAGCAUUGCAGCAAAAAAGGGAGAACCUGUCCCCGCUGUGCCUCAUCCCCACGGUGACAUCUCCCCGGGAGGAGCAGCAGCUCCUGGCCAGCACCUCCAAGCCCGUGGUGAAGCUCCUGCACAACCGCAGUAACAACAAGUACUCCUACACCAGCACUUCGGACGACAACCUCCUUAAGAACAUUGAGCUGUUUGACAAACUGGCCCUGCGCUUCCACGGGCGGCUGCUUUUCCUCAAGGAUGUCCUGGGGGACGAGAUCUGCUGCUGGUCCUUCUACGGGCAGGGCCGCAAAAUCGCCGAGGUGUGCUGCACCUCCAUUGUCUAUGCCACGGAGAAGAAGCAGACCAAGGUGGAGUUCCCGGAGGCCCGGAUCUUUGAGGAAACCUUGAACAUCCUGAUCUACGAGACUCCCCGGGGCCCAGACCCAGCCCUCCUGGAGGCCACAGGCGGUGCCGCCGGAGGCGGUGGGGCAGGCCGAGGGGAGGAUGAGGACAACCGGGAGCACCGUGUCCGCCGGAUCCAUGUCCGGCGCCACAUCACCCACGACGAGCGUCCUCAUGGCCAGCAGAUUGUCUUCAAGGACUGACCUUUGACCUUGCUCUCUGUUUUCCUCCUGCCGCCGGAACACAGUUCCUCUCUCUUGCCCUCCCCUUCCCAAGCCUUUGCCCCGGCUCUGCUGGCCAAGUCGUGGGUCCUUCUUCUGUCCCUCUGUCGCACGGUGCAGUUCGCUGCGGCCCUUUUGCAUUCAUCCUCACCCCCGGCUCACAGCGCGGUACAUUCCAGAACCUUUCCGAAGGCCUGCAUUUGUUCCCUCAUCCGUCCUUGUCCUGCUAUUUGCCCUCACCAGCCGCUUUAGAAUGAUUGAGAAUUCCCUUUUUCUCUUUCUCUCUCUCCCUCUCUCACUCACACGCCAGAGUGUCCAGCCAGCCCUUACCGACACCCACCGCGUUCUGAGCCACGUUCCCACCAUCGUGCAGGGUAGCUUCGCUCCCUCCUCCUUCCCCACCCGGUCCCCCCACCCCUUUAACUUUGUACUAGGCUGGCCUGGGCUUGCACCAGCUCAGCCGUCUUCGCAAUCUAUUUCAUAUUAUUUAUUUUAAUUUUCUAUUAAAUUAUUGGAAGAAAA
Messenger RNA from Mustela erminea (ermine), 1676 nucleotides. It is a transcript of the gene KCTD13, whose product is annotated as potassium channel tetramerization domain containing 13. Gene Ontology annotation, molecular function: protein binding; ubiquitin-protein transferase activity. Gene Ontology annotation, cellular component: Cul3-RING ubiquitin ligase complex. Gene Ontology annotation, biological process: negative regulation of Rho protein signal transduction; proteasome-mediated ubiquitin-dependent protein catabolic process; protein homooligomerization. The coding region runs from base 147 to 1136 and encodes 329 amino acids. The transcript has 6 exons. Lineage: Eukaryota; Metazoa; Chordata; Mammalia; Carnivora; Mustelidae. The record is from RefSeq and is a predicted model, not a curated record.